ACUCAGGAUAUUCUGGUCUCACCUGUUUCUCACAGUGCGGUUCACACAGACACUGCACAUUCGACUGUCCGCUCCACACAAAUCAACGCUUCAGAAAAAUCAUGAAGAACAUAAUUUUAAUCGUCUUUGGUGCGUUUUUCACCAUUGCAAAUGCUGAAUUUGCAUUGAAGCUGCUGCAGAACAACGUGUUGACCGGCAACUUCUCAAACUCGCUGAUCCUCAGCCUCCCACCCUGUUCUCUGGCCGGCAAGCAAGUAGACCUUCAAUACAACAGCACUGGAACUAAUGAUGCGAACACCCUGACGGAAAUAUUCAAAGUCCCAGGUUGUCGGUCCAAGAGGGGUCUCAUUUCAGUUACUGAGAACAACGGCCAAGUCACCCUUAACAAAGAACUGGGAUACCAAGUGACGAAUCUCAGAAAUGGGACCGAAUACAGCUUUCAAUAUAUUGUGGAUCAAGACAAAAGCAGUGUUCUGACAGCUUCCACAAGGACAGCCACCAGCUACACCCAAAUCGAUGAAAGCCUGCCAGGACGCAGUGCUGCCAUGAUCAUCAUCACAGUCCUGCUGUCGGUGGCCAUGCUUCUCCUGAUUGUGGGUCUCAUCGUAUCCAUACUCAUCGGAAACACUGAGGAUUGAGAGACAUCACAUCAUGCGAUGCAUUUUAUUUUGAUUAUUGCUUUGGGUUUUUAGAAAACUGCAUUGGCCAAUACAUUUCAUUAAAUUGAAAACUUUUCCUUUUAGUAUCAUUUGAGGUUACUGAGGUUUUCUUUUUGGUCCUAUCAUUCCUUUCCUUCAAAAUAUACUGAAAAAGAACCACAAUGGAUCCAGGUGGAAAGUACUAGCAUUUACAACAAAGCUUUGUAUGUGUGUAUUUGGUAGCCUAAUGCUCAUUCUAAAGUUGUUUAGAUGGAGUUGCAUAUUGAAUGCAAGUUGACAGCUCAUGCUUAUUCCAGGAGCAAAGUGCUUAAUCUAAAUUUCUUCAGCAGCUAAAAGCGGAUAAUUAUAUGCAGAGCGUAAGCUCUUUAUUUCCUUGUAUAUUAGUGCCUACAAAUUCUGCCAUGAAUGCAUAUAGUGAAUGCAAUGUUAAUGCUCUUUGUCACCUAAUAACAAUUACAUGGAGCAUGGGCUAUGGAAAAACCUGGAAAUGCAUUUCAAAAUAAAGUUUCUUUCUGCGUUU
Messenger RNA from Conger conger (European conger), 1179 nucleotides. RefSeq names its product uroplakin-2-like. The coding region runs from base 102 to 638 and encodes 178 amino acids. NCBI's taxonomy places the organism in Eukaryota, Metazoa, Chordata, Actinopteri, Anguilliformes, Congridae. The record is from RefSeq and is a predicted model, not a curated record. The transcript is spliced from 5 exons.